UCAGUGGGUCUCUGCUGACCUCCCGGGCACCACGGAUUACAUUUACACCAACAGAAUUUCAGCAGAAGGAGCAGUGAAGACACCGGACUCGGUAAGCUACUGCCAAUAUGAGCCAGGCGGACGUGAGCUGCUCGGCGCGUCAGCGCGUCUUUCAGGAAGCUUUGCGCAAAGGCAAUACUGCAGAGCUGCACUCACUUCUGCGCAACAUGACCAACUGCGAGUUUAACGUUAAUUCAUUCGGACCAGAAGGCCAGACCGCCCUGCACCAGUCCGUCAUUGAUGGAAAUCUGGAGCUGGUUAAGCUGCUGGUGAAGUUUGGCGCAGACGUGCGCCUGGCUAACCGGGACGGAUGGAGCGCACUGCACAUGGCGGCGUUCGGCGGCCACCAGGACAUCGCACUGUACCUCAUCACGAGGGCCAAGUACUCCUCCGGAGCGCUCUGA
Messenger RNA from Trichomycterus rosablanca, 443 nucleotides. It is a transcript of the gene nrarpb, whose product is annotated as NOTCH regulated ankyrin repeat protein b. The coding region runs from base 108 to 443 and encodes 111 amino acids. Lineage: Eukaryota; Metazoa; Chordata; Actinopteri; Siluriformes; Trichomycteridae. The record is from RefSeq and is a predicted model, not a curated record. Gene Ontology annotation, cellular component: cytoplasm. Gene Ontology annotation, molecular function: enzyme inhibitor activity; phosphatase regulator activity; protein binding. The transcript has a single exon.